GUUAGUUCGGUAUAUCAGACUCAAUUUGUCUUCUUCUCUAGUUAUUUCGUGUUAGUUCUCCUCGCCAGCCUACACACGACAGGGGCCAUCAUGACCACUGUAUGUGACUGUAGUAACGAGCGAAAGGAUGGGUUCAUCGCCUUCGACGAUGAAGACUGCCUCCUUGGAUCGGAAGAUCGCCCCCCAAAAAAUGUUACGUACACCCUGUACUCCCAUUUACCAGAAGUUAAACGAUUCCCAGGACACGUUUGUCGCAUGUGGGCGGUCACUCGAUCUAUCUUUACCGACUUCUUUGGUUGGCAUUACACUACUGAAAGUAAAAUCGAAUUCCCCUAUAACGGAUCCGUGACCAGAAACCUUCAAACGCUUAUUUGGGAAGACGCGUACAAAGAAAAACCAUGUGAUCUCAAACUAGCAGGCGAAUCGGUAAACGACGGCCUGUUGUACAAGACUCACGAUCCAAAAAUGCGGCGCUUACAGGAUCGGAUCAGCCAAACAGACUACCUCGUUAAUGUUACGAAGGAAUUAGAACGGUGUGGCAAAUCCGCCUUGUUCAGCAUAAAUGGAAUGGAAAAAAUUCUGAUUGUCAUUAACAUACCAACGCCGGAACUGUAUACCUCAUAUGCCUCGGGUUUUACAAACGCUACAGAACCACUAGCCACUCCAUUGUUAGUCGAAGUACACUCAAACGGGUCUUACGACAGCAUCGAUUCCCAGAAUACCACAGAGCGUAAGAUUCCUGCGUCAUUAGCAGCAGAGAUCAAGCAGGCGGCUCAUCAUCAAUAUACCAGGGAUCUGGCACUAGACCAAGUAAAUCGGCUGGUGAAUGAAAUUAGACGCCUCCAAUGCGAGAACCGAAAAGCAACACGCAAUAGUAUCCUCUUGAGUGCUAAGAACGAUGGGUGGUACGCGGCUACCCAACUCCAACUGCCUAGUUGUUCAAGAUUAACGGUGUAUGGAGCGCAGGUUGAGGUUGCACGUUGCGCACCUUUUAAUGUAUCCUUCGGGGCCGAGCGGACGAAAUGUGGAAAUCAGCCCCGUUUUAUGAACUUCACAAUAGCCCAUAAUGGAUGGCAACUUGUUCCAUAUCACCCAUGUUAUUGGCCCGAACCUAACUACGUCAACUUUAAUGGGAAAACUCACAUCUACGCGGAUGGUGGGUGGGUUCCGGUAAUCUCAACAGUUCCAACAAACGGCAGACGCCUGGUCGGAUUGGCGACGUAUGAAGCUGAUAAUUCUCUACAAAAUUUUUUGCAAAUGAAUCCCGCGAUGCAAAACGGGCCGUUGAGUCACGCGUCGGUGAUGGCCGACAUCUUGGCUUCUAUUCAUGAACAUUACGCAGAAAUUAACUCACGUCAAUUACUGACAUCAAACGUACUCAUUCAUCACGGCGACGCACCGAACAUUGAUUUCGUCGCUAAGAUCGGUGGAUGGGUAAAGAAUUUCGGAGCAGUCUCGGGAUUUGGCGCGUUGUCAGUAUUGGCGGUGAGAUUUUGCGGAAUCGGUUCGCUACUACUCAAGGCUUUCCCCCUCCUUUCCAAAAUCCUCCAAAUGACCCAUGUCCAUCGACGUACAACCAACAGCAGUGACCAACCCAUCCCAAUCCACCGCAUCCGCAUCGGCAGCAGUUCCACCACGCCGCUAAUGCUUACAGCUAUUGUUGUCCUAGUUUUCAGUAUUGUCACGUGUCAUUGUUUUGAUUAUCAAGUAACAACAUCUAGUGGUCUAGUGAGAAUUGAAGUGAAGAUGAAUAACAUCGACGAGUUCGAACGUCACCUUGAUGUUUUGAACGAAGUUUUAAAUAGUGACAAUGACAGUGAUGCGAAUGAGGAAGACUUGUAUGAAAAACGAAUAGAAGUGAGAAGGAGAAUGGUUCCGUUUUAUCGUCAACCUGCUGAUAUUUUUGAUCUAUUUGACGAUAAUCAAAUUUACAAAGUAUUUAGAUUCGAUAAAGCUUCUAUUUGGUAUAUCGAAGGUAUUCUCUAUUUCAUAUAA
Molecule: messenger RNA, 1995 nt
Organism: Daphnia magna
Lineage: Eukaryota; Metazoa; Arthropoda; Branchiopoda; Diplostraca; Daphniidae
Source: RefSeq, a predicted model, not a curated record